AUGAGAUCUUCCCUACCGAAAACUGUUAAAAAUCAUGAAAAACCGAAUGCCGAAAUCAUACAAAUCCGCGGUCCCGGAAACAGUAUAACCCAAUUCGAUAGAAAAGGUUACGUAUUGACGAAAAAAAUUUCGGAUUUUGAAAAAGCAUCAAGGAAAGCCAUUUAUCAAAUGAGACAACUUCAAUGCGAAGGUGUCGUACCCUUGAAAAAAACAAAACAAUUUAAAUUUAUUUGUUCGCCCGGACGUAUAUUCGUAACCGCUCUUAAAUUAUCCCUCAUGAAUUACGAAAUCGAAAGUUCCGGCGUUGAAUAUUAUCCGAAAUACGUUGUCGGUUUGAAGAAAAAAGAUCAAGUCACUUGCGAAAAAUUUUUAAGAGUCAUGAGACAAUUGCCUAACAUAAUUUCAAUCAAUGAUAACAUUCAGAGAGAUUUGACGUGA
Molecule: messenger RNA, 438 nt
Organism: Pediculus humanus corporis (human body louse)
Lineage: Eukaryota; Metazoa; Arthropoda; Insecta; Psocodea; Pediculidae
Exons: 2
Coding region: 1-438 (145 amino acids)
Source: RefSeq, a predicted model, not a curated record